GACGUCACCGUGACGCACCGGACAUGCUGCUGGAGGAGGAGCUACGUUCUGUUCUACCAAGAUCAUUAAAGGGAUCAUGCUUUUUUCAGUGUGCUCCAACCCAAUGUUAUGGAAAACAAAUCGUACUGUGUGGAGAGCAUGGAGGUUAUGGAAGUUAAGCCUGCACUCUUCUACAGCUUGUGCAUCUUCUGGUCCUGGUCCCCUUGACAGAUCUGAAGAACUGUCUUCUGUUUUAAACCCAAAGCCUCCUCACACACCUGUUAUGCUUAAAGAGGUGCUUCAUUACUUAGACGUCCAGCCAGGUCAGGUGGUCCUGGACAUGACAUUUGGAGGUGGCGGUCAUACCAAAGAAAUACUGAAUAUGGUUCAUGAAGUCACAGUCCUGGCCUUAGACCGAGAUCCUACAGCCAUUGCUCUGGCCCAGCAGUUAGCCAAGGAACACUCCGGUCGUGUGAAACCAUUGCUUGGCCGAUUCAGCGAGCUUGAAGCCCUGCUGGCCAACAUGAACAUUAAGCCAGGCAGCAUUGAUGCUGUCCUGUUGGAUGCUGGCUGCUCCUCCAUGCAGAUGGAUGAGGCGCAGAGAGGCUUCUCCCUCAGUAAGGACGGGCCCUUGGACAUGAGAAUGGAUGGAGAGAGGUACCCCGACAUGCCCUGUGCUGCUGACGUUGUGGAUACCUUAGAUCAACAGGCGCUUGCGUCCAUCCUCACUGCAUAUGGGGAAGAAAGACACGCCAGGAAAAUAGCUUCAGCCAUUGUGAAGGCACGCCGUGUCAACCCCAUCACCCAGACACAGCAGCUGGCCAGCGUGGUGGCAGGAUCAUUUCCUGCAGCUGUUCUCUAUGCACGUAAAGACCGACUCCAAAGACCUGCACACGUGGCCACUAAGACCUUCCAAGCUCUGCGUAUCUUUGUGAACGAUGAGCUGAACGAACUACAUGCAGGGCUGCGUGCUGCCCGGUCGCUACUGACGCCUGGAGGACGUCUCUGCGUGAUCACCUUUCAUUCGCUAGAAGACAGACUGGUAAAACGCUUCCUCCAGGGAGAUGACUUGUCUAAUCUAGAUCAGUAUCACUUCAGCCCGAGGAAGCAAGGCGCUGGGAAGGGGAAACUGGUGGAUGAAAAAAUAGAUGGUGGAAGUGUUGAUUGGCUUCCUCUGCGAAGAAAAGUGAUCACCCCAGAAAAGGACGACGUAAAAGAGAAUCCUCGAGGACGCUCCGCUAAACUGAGGGCAGCACUCCGACGUUAAUUAUGUGACGACAAUUAUGAGAGGACAGAAAUUGUUUCUUUUUUCAUCAAAUCUUUUGAGCUUUUUUACAUCUAGAGUAACUGUUUUAAAUUGAUACUCAAAGCAAGUUAGGUGAAGGGUGUAGAUGCAGUUACACAUUAGCUCUCCACUUUAUAAUUUCUUCUUCAGAUGCUAUAUUUCUUUUUUUUCUUCUUGGCUGUAAAAGUAGGAUUUUAUUCUGCACAUGGGUACUCAGAGAACCUCACUAACUUGACCCAAUGAACACAAUCGGACUUGUGGGAAGCCAGUGAGGGUUGUCGUCCUUGACACUGCAUCAGUGGUUGGUUCGGGCACUGCACAGUGAUGGGUGAACUCUGGGUAAGAGAGACAAUGGAUUUCCACACAAUAUGCCCGAUGUGAACUUUGUGUUGUUAGCCUUCUGUUUUUUGUUUUUUCUCUCCCCCAAAUUGUACAAUACAAACACCUCUUGUUUGGUACAGCACUGUAAUGAUGACACUGCAUGUGAGUGAUGAAUUAAGACUUUAAUUUAUGUGUGUUAUUUUAAUCAAUGAGAUUUUCUUGCAUUGCCAAUGUUUGACAGCAUAUAAGGUGGUUAUUACAGCUCAAUAUUUCAACAUAUAUAAAAAACCCACCUUUUCUCAUUGACGUCUGUAUUUCUCCUGAACCUCCCUUGAUGAGUCGCUCAAGUGAAACCUCUACUGUACCAUAUGGAUCAGUAAUGCCACUAAAUACUGAAUGACGCAUGAAGUGUCAGAAGUGGUGCUGAAUGAGCCGGAUGGUUGUUCUUCAGCGUUCUCUUACCUUCGACUGUAAGCAGCUGAGGUGUUUUGAUCGUCACUAUUGGACUUUGACUAACUGUAAUUGCUCCAUCAAGAUUAUUAACACCUUUUUUCUUCUGUCUCAGUUUAGUGCACUCUAAAUAUACCCUUCUCGUUACCUUGGAAACUAAAUGGUGCAAGUAACAUUUAACUGUCUAAAAUUACGUUUUCAUCUGAUAUGAAAUGAUGUCAUGAUGUCAUGAGUUUGAAUGUCCCUCCCUUCUGACAUCAGUGGACGUGGACUACAUCAAGACAUUUAAUCUUUUAGAUACUUUGCUUCUUUAAUUUCACUAAACUCUUCUCUGGAUCUCACUGUUUACCAUUUAUGGUAAGAAAAUUAUACUACGCCUUCAUUUCACAUUGAUGUGUAAAGUAUCCGAACAAAACAAUAAAAAAGACAUGGGAGAGAU
Anarrhichthys ocellatus (wolf-eel) is the source of this 2474-nucleotide messenger RNA. RefSeq names its product methyltransferase 15, mitochondrial 12S rRNA N4-cytidine (gene mettl15). The record is from RefSeq and is a predicted model, not a curated record. Bases 77 to 1246 code for a protein of 389 amino acids. NCBI's taxonomy places the organism in Eukaryota, Metazoa, Chordata, Actinopteri, Perciformes, Anarhichadidae. Gene Ontology annotation, biological process: rRNA base methylation. Gene Ontology annotation, molecular function: rRNA (cytosine-N4-)-methyltransferase activity. The transcript has 6 exons.